Molecule: messenger RNA, 4031 nt
Organism: Durio zibethinus
Lineage: Eukaryota; Viridiplantae; Streptophyta; Magnoliopsida; Malvales; Malvaceae
Product: katanin p80 WD40 repeat-containing subunit B1 homolog KTN80.3-like
Biological process (GO): microtubule severing; microtubule depolymerization
Cellular component (GO): katanin complex
Molecular function (GO): microtubule binding
Source: RefSeq, a predicted model, not a curated record
UCUCACUAAAAAAAAAGAAAAAAAUGAAAAAGGUCAGCAGAGUUUUUAUGAGAAGGAAGUGAGGAGGGUGGGGUAUGGUUGCCUUGUCUUUUCGAUUUUGAGUUGCUGCAGAUGGAGGGAUCUGUCCCCAUUGGGCUGGGCCCUUUUUAUCCCACCAAUUCUUAUUUUUUUGUUUAAAUUUUAUUUUUCAUUUUAAUUUCCCUCUCUCCCUCCCCUUCUUGAUUAUUAAUCACAGUAAAAAGGCAAAGAAAAUUUAAGGAAAAAAUGAAAACCAGCAGUAGCAGUGAAACGUGAAAGCGGCGCCUUUCUCUUCCUUCCUUCUUUAUUCUCUUUCUGUGUUUUAUAUCUGGAAAAUCUUAUUUGAUAGAGUUUGCUUUUAUGUUCAAGAUUUUGGUUUUUUUAUUUUAUUAAGAAAGAUUUGCAGAAAUCUGGGUUUGAAAAAAACCAACAACGAAAAAAAAGGCCAACCCACUUCUACUUACUUGCUCUUGCAUUUCUUUCUUUCUUUUCCUUUUUCUUUUUUUUUUUUUUGGCACCUCUUUCGUUGUACGACUACUGCUUCUCUACUUUUUUUUUUUUCUGGAAUAUAAAAUAAAAAUAUAAAUUUUAGAGGAAACCCAAGAAAGAAAGAUUACAUUAUGAUGUAAUCUCUCCCACUGUUGUAUUCUCUGUAAGCCUUUGGUUUCUGUCGUGGAAAAUGGUUAAAAUAAUGUAAUGAGGAUGAGAUCUACGGCACUGUUCAGCAGAUUUUUUAUUUGAUGUUUGCUAUAUCCAUUGCUAGGGUUUUGUCUUCUGUUUCGUUUCCACCAUGACUACCAAACGCGCUUACAAGCUACAGGAAUUUGUCGCACAUUCUUCAAGUGUGAAUUGCCUAAAGAUUGGAAGGAAAUCGUCGAGGGUUCUUGUGACUGGAGGGGAAGAUCACAAGGUUAAUCUUUGGGCUAUUGGUAAACCCAACGCCAUAUUGAGUUUGUCGGGACACACAAGUGGAAUAGAUUCAGUGAGCUUUGAUCCUUCAGAAGUCUUGGUAGCUGCAGGUGCUGCAAGUGGUAGCAUCAAGCUUUGGGAUUUGGAGGAGGCAAAAAUUGUUCGGACUCUGACUGGUCAUAGAUCCAAUUGCAUCUCUGUGGACUUCCACCCCUUUGGCGAGUUCUUUGCAUCUGGCUCCCUUGAUACAAAUCUGAAGAUAUGGGAUAUCAGAAAGAAAGGGUGUAUCCACACUUACAAGGGCCAUACUCGAGGAGUCAAUGCAAUCAGGUUUACACCAGAUGGCCGAUGGGUUGUAUCUGGUGGUGAGGACAACAUUGUGAAGGUGUGGGAUUUGACUGCUGGAAAACUGUUGCAUGAUUUCAAGUAUCAUGAAGGCCAAAUUCAGUGCUUAGAUUUCCAUCCCCAUGAGUUUCUACUGGCUACAGGUUCAGCUGAUCGGACUGUUAAAUUUUGGGACCUUGAAACCUUUGAGCUUAUUGGUUCAGCUGGGCCGGAGACUACUGGAGUCCGUUGCUUAACCUUCAAUCCUGAUGGGAGGACUGUACUCUGUGGAUUGCAUGAAAGUCUGAAGGUUUUCUCAUGGGAACCAAUAAGAUGUCAUGAUGGUGUGGAUGUGGGGUGGUCUAGAUUGUCAGAUCUUAAUGUUCAUGAAGGAAAGCUUCUUGGCUGCUCAUAUAAUCAAAGCUGUGUUGGAGUAUGGGUUGUAGACAUCUCGCGUAUAGAGCCGUAUGCUGUUGACAAUGCUAAUCGUGUUAAAGUUCAUUCUGAACGUAAAUCUAGUUCUGAUAGAAACCUCUCUGUACUGAAUGAGAACACGACAAAAGCUAGUAUGGGAAGGUUAUCUAUUUCACAAAAUCCUGAUACUUUAGUGAAGGAAACAAAAUCCCUUAGAAGGUUGUCUGUUUCACAAAACUCAGAUCCUGCUAAGGAGUCCAAAAUUUUGGCAUCCACAGGAAAUGUACCUGGAACCCCUCAGAGGGUAAAUUUAAAUACUGCUCCAAAGACAACUCAACCAAGUUCAGUAACAUUUCCUAGUGUAGCAGCUUCAAAGAGGAGUUCUACAAGGGCUAGUUCAGCUGUCAAUGUUCCAAUUUUUAACAAGUCAGAUGUCAUACCUGUGAUUGUGCCUAGAAAUGAUACUAGGUUGGAGCAGGCUGUUGAAUCAAGAAAAGAAGUCGGAAUAUCUGGGAGAAGUUUGGAGCAGGCAGCUGAACCUAGAAGAGAAGUUGGAAUAGCUGGGAGAAGUUUGGAGCCGAGCCAGCCAGCUGCUGAAUCUAGAAAAGAAGUUGGAAUAGUUGGGAGAACUUUGGAGCAGGGAGCUGAUUCCAGAAAGGAACUUGGUAUCGUUGGAAGAACAAUGCCAUUUUCUUUACAGUCAAAGACUUCUAGUUUUCGGAAGUUUCAAAAUAGCAGGGAAGACAUGGACCAGCCAGCUAUCUUUGCCCCGUCUGAAACUACAGGUUCUAAGGCUGCCGAAUUCUGUAGUGCUCUGGACAGAAAUAUUUUUCCUGCUCUUAAAGGCCCAAUUCAAGGAAUUUCUGCUGCUGAAAGGAAUAUGAGGGAAGAUAGAGGCAUUGGCUCUGGCAAGAGUGAACCAAACUCAGUGGUGGAGUUGCCUUCAAACUGUUGGGAUGAAAAUAAUGAUGCACAAGUGCAAAAAACACAAAAAGAUGCAUAUCCUUUAGAAAGCAAAAAAGGAGGAAGAACACAUUCAGUAGUCAUAAAUUGGGAGAAAAGAGGGAGAUCUUCCAAUUAUGAUGGACCUACUUUGAGUAUCUCUCCAGGGAUUGCAUCUCUGGCAAACAUGCUUUCCUUCAAUGCGUAUAAACAAAGAGGAUACCGACCCUCUGUGGAAAAAGAAACGCCUUCUGCCAGUGAUGAGGAUGUUGUUGUUGAUGUAAUGGAGCAGCAUGACCAAUUUGUUAGUUCCAUGCAGUCUCGUUUAGCCAAGUUACAGGUUGUUCAUCGAUACUGGGAAAGGAAUGACGUAAAAGGGGCAAUCAGUGUGAUGGAAAAGAUGGCUGAUCAUGCUGUGCUUGCUGAUGUGAUGAGCAUUGUCACUGAGAAAAUGGACAUUGUCACAUUGGACAUUUGCACUUGUCUUCUGCCACUUCUGUCUGGUCUCCUUGGAAGUGACAUGGAUAGGCAUUUGAGCAUCUGUCUGGACAUGCUCCUUAAGCUGGUGAGAGUAUUUGGUUCGAUGAUAUACUCAACAUUAUCAGCUUCGACAUCUGUUGGUGUAGACAUUGAGGCAGAGCAAAGGUUUGAGCGUUGCAACCUCUGCUUCAUAGAACUUGAAAAAGUAAAGCGCUGUCUGCCCAUGCUAACCAAAAGAGGGGGAUCAGUUGCAAAAUCUGCCCAGGAAUUGAAUCUUGCACUUCAAGAAGUAUCAUGACCGAAAUCAAUGCAUUUGAAUGAAUGCAUGCACUAGCUUAUUCUGUGCCUUUAUGGAUUAAAUUCUUAUGUUGCCCUGGAAAGCAAGCUGUGGCACUUACUCCCUCUUCACGCAUCAACAACUACUUUGAUGGUGCAUAUUGUCUUGUAAGUCCUGCUGCACCUUGUACAUUUCAUACCAAGAGCCAUUUAACUGCUAGCUGAUUCUACUUCAUUGACGUAAAACUGAGAAUCGAAGAAUGAAGGCUAAUUGGGUUGUUACUCUUCUUGCUGCUGCACAGUUUUUUCAAUUUCAGUUUAUACCUGCUUGGUGAAUAGCAUUCCAACCUCGUGUUACAUUCUAACCCAAUAUGUUGCACAUCAAUUUGUGCCUUUUGGUUAAUGAAUUAACUAAUAUUUUUGAUCGAAUGUAAUAUAUAUACUCAUUUCCAAACACGGGACUUCAGAUAUUUGGGUUAUGUUAUUAUGGUGAAAAACCUGAAAAUAGAGCAAUGUUGAGCUUCUAUUGGUGCAUUAGAAGUGGGUUUGUCUUUGCAUAAUUUAUUCUGUAAGAUGGAUAGAAAAUGAAAGACAAGCUGUUCAUUUUCCUCAAUGUUGUGUUUUCCUUCCAAUUAAAUAUUUAUGAGUUGGUCUUCGGGUUUUCCAUU